AAGUGGCCACGAGAGGCGCCACCACCCAGAAGUGAAAUUUAUUCCUGUUCGCGCACUCGCUUUCUUGUAGAUGUGAAACAAUUAUUCAUUAGAAGGUUGGAUUAAAUAUUCCAAAUGUCUCAAUCAUACGCAACGAAAGUGAGGUGUGUGCUGAUCUGGUUGUUUAACUAUGUACAGAGUUGAAUGAAAAAGAAAAUAAGACAGUGCUCUGGGUAUACUCUUUUGUACCAGAAAACAUUACAGUUCAACAAUCUUGGCCGAGAUAAAUAUAUUUGCUUUUAUCGAUGGUUUUUAGGAUAACAGUAUGAUAAACUUCCUUGGUUGCCAAGUAAGAUAAGAGUGGCCAUAAUUACAACUUAACUGAUACAAAAUAUUACAAGUGAGCCAUCUAAACUGAAUAUCAAGUAAGAGAUUCGGUUGAAGAAGAUAUGCUUUAGUGUGGAAUUUUGUUGGAAUAUUUGCAUUUGAUAGAGAUUUCUGUUGCUUUUGUAAACAUGUUCAAAGCCCAGCAAUAAAAUGUGUAAUUUUCAUUGUGGAAAUACAUUGCAUUUAAAAAUUGGUUCAAACACUAGAGAAACUUUACUAGUGUGAUGUUAAUGUGAUAGCAUUUUCUUGGAAGAGUUUGUUUUGUCUGCACACAUGCUUUAAGAUGGAAGAAAAAUACUACGACUGUGAAUUUUGUAGGGAAGUUUUUCCAACUAAUGAAGAAUUGAGUGCUCAUAAACUCAUUCAUGCAGCAGAAAAACCCUAUCAAUGUGAGGAUUGUGGGACCGCAUUCUCUGAGAGUAGUGAGUUAUUAUCUCAUAAAUGUACAGUUCAUACAGGAGACAAACGAAGCCAAUGUGAAAUUUGUGGGAAAUCUUUUUCGAAAAAUAGUAAUCUUUCUGCUCAUGUACGCACUGUUCAUAUGGGAGAAAAGCCCUACAUUUGUGAAUUUUGUGGGAAAGCUUUUACAGCAGCUUGUGGUUUAACAAGACACAAAACUCUUCAUACAGGAGAAAAGCCCCAUGUUUGUCAAAUCUGUGGUAAGGCAUUUCCUAGAAUCCAUGAAUUAUCAGUUCAUACAUAUACGCAUACUGAUGAAAAUCCAUUCAAAUGUGACAUUUGUGAGAAGGUAUUUUCUUCAGGCAGUUCAUUAAAACGUCAUACAUAUACACAUACUGGUGAAAAACCUUAUCGUUGUAGUGUUUGUGGGAAAGCAUUUUCUAAUACCGGUUCAUUAGAAUUUCAUAAAUAUACUCAUACAAAUGAGAAACCAUAUAAAUGUGACAUUUGUGGAAAAGCAUUUCCCAGAAACUGUGACCUUUCAGUUCAUAAAUAUAUUCAUACUGGGGAAAAACCAUACAAUUGUGACAUUUGUGGUAAAGCCUUCUCUAGAAACCAAGACCUUACAAUUCAUAGAUAUACUCAUACAGAUGAAAAGCCAUAUAGUUGUGAGGUUUGCGGGAAAUCUUUUACUAGAAAUCACGACCUUUCAGUUCAUAAAUAUAGUCACACUGGUGAAAAACCAUUCAAAUGUGAAAUUUGUGGGAAAGCUUUUUCCGGAAAACGAUAUCUUUCAGUUCAUAAAUAUACUCACACGGAUGAGAAACCUUACAAAUGUGACGUUUGUGGGAAAGCAUUUCCUAGAAACUGUGAUCUUUCAAUUCAUAAAUAUACUCAUAGUGAUGAAAAACCAUAUAAAUGUGAUGUUUGUGGAAAAGCAUUUGCUAGAAACCGUGACCUUACAGUUCACACAUACACUCACACUGGUGAAAAGCCAUACAAAUGUGACGUUUGCGAUAAAGCAUUUUGUAAAAAAGGUUCAUUAAAAGUUCAUAAAUAUAAUCAUACUGGUGAAAAACCAUACAAAUGUGACAUUUGUGACAGAGCAUUUUCUAAUAAUGGUUCAUUACAAUUUCAUAAAUAUAGUCAUACAGAUGAAAAACCUUUCAAAUGUGACAUUUGUGGGAAAGGAUUCCCUAGAAACAGUGAUCUUUCAGUCCAUAAAUAUGUCCAUUCUGAUGAAAAACCAUAUAAUUGUGACAUUUGUGGUAAAGCAUUUUCUAGAAACUAUGACCUUUCUGUUCAUAUAUAUAGUCAUACAGGAGGAAAACCAUACAAAUGUGACACUUGUGGGAAAACGUUCUCUAGAAACUGUGACCUUUCAGUUCAUAAGUAUACUCAUACUGAUGAAAAGCCAUACAAAUGUGAUGUUUGUGGGAAAGCAUUUCCUAGAAAUCAUGACCUCUCAGUUCAUAAAUCUACACAUACAGGUGAAAAACCUUAUAAAUGUGACAUUUGUGGGAAAGAAUAUCCUAGAAACUGUGACCUCUCAGCUCAUAAAUAUACUCAUAGUGGUGAAAAACCAUACAAAUGUGACAUUUGUGAGAAAGCGUUUUCUCGAAAUAUUUCCUUAACAAGACAUAAGAAGACUCAUAUUGGGAAAAUAAUCAUAACUGUGUGAAACUUCUGUAGAGAAAUCUACAAAAUAUAAAAUGAUAGAUGAAAAUCUGUCCUGGUACAACUGAGAAGCAGUAUUAUUGACAUAUUUGAACUUUUCUUUCAUUUCUAUUGAAACACACUUUCUUGUAUACAACUUAAUUAAAUACAGGUUAUUCCUGAUUCUUUCAUUAUUCCUUUUCUAUUAUCUCUAUAACUCCCUCUGACCAACCCACAGAUUCUUUACCUUGUAACAAUUGUAAAUUUGUGAAACUACCUCUUCUACAAUAUAACUGAUGUACUUGAAUUUAUUCUCUCAUUGUUAUUGAAGCGGUCUUUGUUCUUUCAGAUAUUCUGAUUGUAUAGUAAGCAUUUAUUUUUAUUUGUUUGGAUUGAAAGAUAACAGUUUUAUAUCAUGUCUUUAGUUAAGAAUGAAAUAAUGAUAUCAGUAAUUUUAUUUUUAAAUAUGCUAAAUAACAGUAUUUCAGCUCUUA
Molecule: messenger RNA, 2915 nt
Organism: Octopus sinensis (East Asian common octopus)
Lineage: Eukaryota; Metazoa; Mollusca; Cephalopoda; Octopoda; Octopodidae
Product: zinc finger protein 845
Exons: 2
Coding region: 650-2446 (598 amino acids)
Biological process (GO): negative regulation of transcription by RNA polymerase II
Molecular function (GO): DNA-binding transcription repressor activity, RNA polymerase II-specific
Source: RefSeq, a predicted model, not a curated record